UCGACGACGUCAAGCAACAUUAACACGAUACAUUGUUGAAUUGAUUUAGAAUAGUGAAUAAAUCAACAAAUAUUUUGGAUUACUAACGAUUAGAUCAGCAUUUUAUUUAGUAUCAAACUCGUGUCCAUCAAUAAACAUAUUAAAUUGGGCAAUUUGAUGGACAAGAAAAUGGAAAAACAUGGGGGUAUAAAAGAGUUCUACAAAGGAAAACAUAUAUUCAUAACUGGAGGUACGGGGUUUGUCGGUAAAGCCAUAAUUGAAAAGAUUUUACGCAGUUGUCCAGAAUCUGGAAAUAUUUAUAUGCUCUUAAGGUCGAAGAAAGGAAAAUCUUUAAAUGAGAGAUUACAACAGUUAUUAUCCAACCCGUUGUUCGAUUUACUAAAAACUAAAAAUCCAAAUAUUCUUAAGAAAAUUAUUCCAAUUGCUGGAAAUGUUCUGGAAACCGGGUUAGGACUUUCAAAAGAAGACCGACAACUCUUAAUUGAAAAAGUAAAUAUUGUAAUCCAUUCGGCAGCUUCAGUAAGAUUCGAUGAUUUCUUAAAAACCGCCAUUUUUUUAAACUUGCGCAGUACUCGAGACUUGGCCUUGUUGGCUUUGGAAAUGAAGAACAUCAACGUGUUUCUUCAUAUUUCAACGGCGUACUGUAACGUUCAUGGGAAGGUGAUAGUGGAAGAAAAAUUGUAUCCUGCCGAAGCCGAUUGGAGGGAAGCUGUAUAUGUAGCGGAAAAUUGCAACGAAAAUAUAAUGAACGUCUUAUCACUAAAGUGUAUGGACAAAUUUCCCAAUAGCUACACGUACACCAAACACUUAGCAGAACACUGUAUCAACGAUUUGCUAGCAUCCAAAGUGGCCACUGUUAUUGUAAGGCCAACCAUUGUUACGCCAUCCAUUUAUGAGCCCUUUGGUGGUUGGGUGGACAACUUCAAUGGUGUUGUUGGUAUGCUAACAGGAGGUGCUAUGGGCUUAGUUGGUCUGACACUGGGUAAAGAAGAUAUGUUGGCAGAUUGUGUUCCAGUAGAUGAAGCUGUCAAAGUGAUGUUAUCUGGCUGUUUUGUUACAGGACUAACUGGGCCGAAAGAUACUGUGGAUGUGCUACAAGCUAGUGCUUAUGGUUUGAAACGUUGGAAGAUAAAACAAAUCAUCAAAAUAGGCAAAAGGGCGGUUUGGGAGGUGCCAUUUGAGAAGCAGAUAUGGCACACAAGAGGUGGAUUGACUUCUAGCACACUGUACUACUACAUUAAUGUCGUCUUAUUUAAUUUAAUACCUGCCAUAUUCCUUGAUUUAUUUAUCAGAAUAGCUGGACACAAACCUAUUAUAUUCAAGAUCCAAAGGAAAAUCUACAUUGCCACGACAGCCCUCAUGUAUUUCAUGAGCAACCAGUGGGACUUUUUAAACGAGAAGGCUAUGGGGAACUUCUCUAAAGUUCCAGAGAACGAAGCGGAAGAGUUUUGCGUUAAAAUUUACGAGAGAUCUGAGGAGGAAAUUUAUGACUAUUAUAAAAAUGCCAUAGAUGGUACUAGAUGGAUUUUGUUGGGUGAAAGUAAGCAAGUCAAGCCGAAUGCACUGAGAAAUAAGAAAAGGUUUUUCUAUCUAGACAGGGCAACCAAUGCACUUUUCUACUUCUCCAUCUUUUGGUUUAUCUUCUUCAAAAUCGAAAUUCUAUCAGUCGUGUUCCACGCAAUCAGAAAUUACUGGAAUAGUUUGGAAUGACGCAAGAAAUAAAGAGACAUUUUAAUUCUAA
This is a messenger RNA of Sitophilus oryzae (rice weevil), 1741 nucleotides long. Its product is annotated as putative fatty acyl-CoA reductase CG5065. Gene Ontology annotation, cellular component: peroxisome. Lineage: Eukaryota; Metazoa; Arthropoda; Insecta; Coleoptera; Curculionidae. The transcript is spliced from 9 exons. Gene Ontology annotation, biological process: long-chain fatty-acyl-CoA metabolic process. Bases 157 to 1710 code for a protein of 517 amino acids. Gene Ontology annotation, molecular function: alcohol-forming very long-chain fatty acyl-CoA reductase (NADP+) activity. The record is from RefSeq and is a predicted model, not a curated record.